AUGUUUCUCUCCUUCCUCUUCACGCCCUGGACGCUGCUGGCCGUCCCGGUGCUCUACUUCGUCCUGCCCUUCAUCCGGAACUGGUCCAUCCAAGAUGUGCCCGGUCCCAUUCUGGCCAAAUUCUCCACGCUGUGGUACAUGUACGAAUGCCGGCGGUGCAGGAGGUACUUGACCGUGCACAAGCUGCACGAGAAGUACGGAAAAUUCGUGCGGGUCCAGCCCGACCACGUCUCUGUCGCGGACCCGGACGCCAUUCCCAUCGUUUACGGCCAUGGAACGGGGUUCCUCAAGUCGGAGUACUAUGAUGCUUUCGUGGCGAUGAGGCGAGGACUUUUCAACACGCGUGACCGCGCGGAGCAUACGCGGAAGCGCAAGACGGUGUCUCAUACGUUCAGUGCGAAGAGCAUUGGGCAGUUUGAGCAGUAUAUCCAUCAUAAUCUGGAAUUGCUGGCGCAGAGGUGGGAUGAGAUUAAUAAGAAGACUGGGGCUGGGAAGUACACUGAGUUUGAUGCUUUGCACUGGUUCAACUACGUGGCUUUCGAUAUCAUUGGCGAUUUGGCUUUUGGUGCGCCUUUCGGGAUGCUGGAGAAAGGGGCGGAUAUCACGGAGAUUCAGUUGACGCCUGAUGCUCCUCCGACGUAUGCGCCGGCGAUUGAGGUGCUGAAUCGACGGGGUGAGGUCUCGAAUGCUGUGGGGUGUAUGCCUUGGAUCAAGCCGUACGCCAAGUACCUUCCGGAUCCGUUCUUCAGCAAAGGCAUGGCGGCGAUUCAGAAUCUCUCGGGCAUUGCGGUGGCGAGGGUGGGUCAGAGGUUGGCGGCUGCUGAGAGGGGGGAGAUUGAUCGGGUGGAUCUUUUGGCGAGGUUGAUGGAGGGGAAGGAUGAGAAGGGGGAGAAGUUGGGGCGAGAGGAGCUGACGGCUGAGGCUUUGACCCAGCUUAUUGCUGGGUCGGACACUACGUCGAAUACUUCCUGUGCGCUGCUGUUCCACUGCCUCGCCAACCCGCAUGUGGUCAAGAAACUCCAGGCCGAACUGGAUCAGGCUCUACCUAGCGAUGAUGUUCCUUCCUUCGAGCAGGUCAAGGACCUUCCAUAUCUCGACAUGGUCAUUCAGGAAACGCUCCGCAUCCACAGCACAUCCAGCCAAGGUCUCCCAAGAGUCGUCCCUCCAGGCUCAGGCGUUGAUGUCUGUGGCCGCCACUUCCCCCAAGGCGUUGUGUUGAGUGUGCCAGCGUACACGAUGCACCACAGCAAGGAGAUCUGGGGUCCAGAUGCGGACGAGUUCCGACCUGAGCGUUGGGAGAAGGUGACGGAGAGGCAGAAGGGUGCUUUUAUCCCUUUCUCGUAUGGUCCUCGUGCUUGUGUUGGUAGGAAUGUGGCCGAGAUGGAACUGGCCCUCAUCGUGGCUACCGUCUUCCGCCGUUACGAGUUCGAGCUCUACCAAGAUCACCUGGAGACGCGCGAGGGAUUCUUGAGGAAGCCGCUGGGACUCAAGGUGGGCAUGAGGAAGCGGGCCUCCAAGUCGUAG
Molecule: messenger RNA, 1524 nt
Organism: Zasmidium cellare ATCC 36951
Lineage: Eukaryota; Fungi; Ascomycota; Dothideomycetes; Mycosphaerellales; Mycosphaerellaceae
Exons: 2
Coding region: 1-1524 (507 amino acids)
Molecular function (GO): oxidoreductase activity, acting on paired donors, with incorporation or reduction of molecular oxygen; monooxygenase activity; iron ion binding
Source: RefSeq, a predicted model, not a curated record